AUGAAUAACAUCCUGCCCACUUGGUCUUUCGAGGGAAACUACGAAUUCUCCGAUCUUGGAAAAAUCUGGAUUGUCUGGAAGCCUUCUGUGCAGGUCAAAAUUAUCACUAAGUCUCUGCAAAUGAUCACCUGCUCUGUCAAACUUCCGUUUCAGGCUAGUGAGUUUGUGGUCUCUUUUAUUUAUGCUUCUAACUGUAGAACGGAAAGAAUACUAUUAUGGAGUGAGCUCGAAUCUGUUUCCUGCUCACCUCAGCUUUGCGGUCUUCCUUGGAUUGCGCUGGGGGACUUUAAUGAAAUCAUCAGUCCCUCCGAGCACUCUCGCGCUGACCUAUCUACCUCCACUAGAGGUAUGCGUGACUUUCAUGAAUGCCUACAACGAUGCUUGUUAUCUGAUCUUCAGUACAGUGGAAACACAUUUACUUGGUCGAACUCGACGGUCUCUAAAAAGCUGGAUCGUGUUCUAUGUAAUGAAGAUUGGUUGGAGACCUUCCCGGAGUUUAUUGCUGUCUUCGGAAAGCCUGGCAUCUCUGAUCACAGUCCUUGUUGCACGUUUCUGGAUCAACUCAAGCCUCCUCAGAAACGACCCUUCAGGUUCUUUGCCCAUCUAAACUCUCACCCAGCCUUUCAGGAACUCGUCAGAGCUACUUGGAAUUCUAUGCCUUUUCAUGGGUCUAGGCAGCUAUGUGUCUCGAAGAAGCUAAAGGAAAUGAAGCCUUUUAUCCGCUCUUUCAACAAGGAAAACUUCUCUGAUAUUGAAAAGCGGGUCCAAGAGGCUUUUGAUCAUCUCACCGACUGCCAGCAAGUUUCCCUAUCUUCACCAAGCUUGGGCGCAGCUGCUGCAGAGAGAUCCGCUCAUGCCAGAUGGUUCACUUUGGCUAAGGCUGAAGAUAGAUUCCUACAUCAAAGGUCAAGGGUGCAAUGGUCAGUAGAGGGUGAUGCGGGUACGGCCUUCUUUCAUCGAGCUAUUCGAUCAAGGCAAGCUCAAAACCACAUACACUUCCUGCUGGACGAUAAUGGCUGUGUUAUUAACACCCUAAACGGUAUAAAGAACCACACAGUAAAUUACUUUCAGCAACUUCUCGGAGGUGUUCACACGCCAACAUCUACCUCUCCUGCUGAAAUUGCUUCGAUUAUGGAAGUUAAGUGUUCUGCUGAAGCCAUCUCUUACCUUGCAGAGCCGUUUACUGAUCUCGAUAUUGAAAAAACCUUCUUGUCCCUUCCAAAAAUUAAAUCUCCCCGUCCCGAUGGAUUUUCGGCUGAAUUCUUCACCAGAAACUGGAAGGCUGUUGGUCGAGACCUAAUUGAUGCUGUUAAGGAGUUCUUGAGCACCGGCGAGCUGUUGCAGCAAUGGAAUGCGACUCUUCUUAUUCUGGUUCCAAAAAAGACCAAUGCUAAUAAGAUCACGAAGUUUAGGCCCAUUACCUGCUGCAACACAGUGUAUAAAGUGGCCUCCAAGCUUCUAGCUAACAGACUGAAAAGCCAUCUCCCGAAUUUGAUCUCUACCUCUCAGUCAACUUUUGUACCUGGUCGUUUUCUUGUGGAGAAUAUGUUGCUCGCCACGAAACUUGUUUCAGGGUACAACUGGAAGACAAUCUCUAAAAGAUGCAUGCUCAAGAUUGAUCUCCAGAAGGCUUUCGAUACGCUUAACUGGGAUUUUGUCCUCUUCACACUAGAAGCUCUGGAUUUCCCGUUGGUGUUUAGGAACCUGAUCAAGAAAUGCCUAACAACAACCCGAUUCUCAGUUGCUAUAAACGGUGAAUCGUGUGGCUACUUUAAGGGAUCUAGGGGCCUUCGGCAAGGCGACCCUCUUUCGCCCUACCUCUUUGUCCUUGCCCUUGAGGUCUUCUCUCAACAGCUGAAGAGAAAAUAUCUUGAAGAGAAAAUGUCUAUUGGCUACCAUCCAAACACUUCCGCUCUUCAAGUCACACACCUAUCCUUUGCUGAUGACUUGAUGAUCUUCGCAGAUGGAACAGCUGAAUCGGUAAAAUGCAUAGCUGAAACAAUGGAGGACUUUGCACUUUGGUCGGGGUUGCGAAUGAACAAAACAAAGAUGGAACUGUUUACUGCGGGUCUGAACAGGGAGGAAGCCUUAGAGAUCUCUCGACAUGGUUUCACCCUUAGAUCGAUGCCAAUCAGAUAUUUGGGUCUUCCUUUGAUGUAUAGGAAGCUGAGACUACCUGACUAUAAGCCUCUGAUCGAUAAGCUCUCUGCCAACUUCCAUUGCUGGUCAGCUAGAGCCUUAUCUUUUGCAGGAAGAAAGCAGCUCCUAUCAUCGACGGGGUAUUACAGUCUUGCAGCAGGUUUCCUAAAGGCAAGAGUGGGAAAUGGGCAACGAAUAAGUUUCUGGUAUGAUCGGUGGACACCUCUUGGGCCUCUCAUCAAUCGGUUUGGUGAACUUGGCCGGAGGGAACUGCAAAUUGAUGAAUAUGCAUUGGUCGCGCAUGCUUGCAAUAGUGAAGGAUGGCUUCUUAGGGGAGCCCGUUCCCAGGCUGCUGAGGAGCUUCACCUACACCUCAUUACCAUUCCUCUCCCCUCGCUAAGUGCUACGGAUGAUUCUUAUGCGUGGGAAGCGGGUGGGAAUGAGUUGCAGGAGUUCUCCACGAGUAAGACCUGGAACCAAGUAAGGAACAGAGCUUUAGAGCAGCGCUGGACCCAAAACAUUUGGUUCAGAGGUCACACUUCCCGUCAUGCUUUCACUACCUGGGUAGCUCAUCAGGAUCACUUACCUACAAGAACUAGACAGGUCGACUGGGGAAUGAAUAUUCUUCAUUCUGCUGUCUUUGUACCUUGGUGGAUGAGAGUAGAGAUCACUUAUUCCUUCGGUGUGAGAUUAGUGAAGCUGUUUGGGGCUAUGUACUGA
Messenger RNA from Brassica napus (rape), 2859 nucleotides. RefSeq lists its product as uncharacterized. Gene Ontology annotation, molecular function: catalytic activity. Lineage: Eukaryota; Viridiplantae; Streptophyta; Magnoliopsida; Brassicales; Brassicaceae. The transcript has 2 exons. Bases 1 to 2859 code for a protein of 952 amino acids. The record is from RefSeq and is a predicted model, not a curated record.